Messenger RNA from Bemisia tabaci, 3354 nucleotides. NCBI's taxonomy places the organism in Eukaryota, Metazoa, Arthropoda, Insecta, Hemiptera, Aleyrodidae. The record is from RefSeq and is a predicted model, not a curated record.
UAACCUCACUUUAGUCUCUCACCGGAUUUUUCUUGCAUUUUUUGGUCAACAAAUUACAAAAUAGUCUGUUAAUUUUGUUCUUUAGGGCAAAUAGUUACUGUUUUAGUACUCUUCAUUAGUUUGCUGUGGUUGGUACCAAAUAAUCCCAAGUAUUUCGUGGUGUCAUGCGUGAUCCGUGGAUUUGAUUGUCAUCACUGAAAGUGGCAACUCAAAGUUGUUAUCAGUGGCUAAACAACUCGUCCCAAAUUUUUGCUCCAUUGAAGUAAGCUGACGGCAAGAUGACUGAAGAUCCUUUCCUUUCAGAAUUGAUUACCAAUGACCCGAAUUCUUUAUUUGAGAAGUACAAUAAAGAUGAGAUAGAACGAGUUCAUUCGAAGUUAAGUUCGGAGAUUGAGAAGAAGAAAGAAGAGUUACGCACAAUGGUGGGGGAGAGGUAUCGCGAUCUCAUCAAUGCUGCUGAUUCAAUCAAAAGUAUGGAGGUAUUGUCAUCAAAAAUCAUAGACGAUGUCCAUGACCUGUCUGAAUUCUGCUCCUCCUUGAAAGAAAAAAUAAAUUUUAGACAUCAAAGUUCUUUGAAAAAGAACCUGGAAACAAGUGACGAAGACAGAAGAAACAAUAUUGUCGCCCAGUUGAAAGUUAUCAUGGAUUUGUCUAAAGAAAUUUGGCAUUGUGUUGAUGAGGAGCAGUUUUUGAAAGCAACAUUAUUAUUUCAACUUGUAUGCUUCAUGAAAACAAGUCUAGAUAUUCAUCAUCAGUAUAGUUUAGAAACAGAAUUUCCUGUUGUCAAGCAGAUAUGGCAAUCAAUAGCAAAUUUCCAGCCUACAAUCAUAGAGAAUUCUGAAAACAAGCUACGGUCUAGCUCUUUAGCACUUGAGGUUGGCUGUGAAUGUGUAUGCAGCCUCCUACUUUUAGAAAAUUUGACUUUUGAAAAAUUGGAAACAAAGUUUUUAAAACUUCGAUCCGAUGCUUUGAAAUCUUGUUUUGAAGGAACAGAAGAGGUAUCAGUCAUCAAGUCUUGUAUUGCAAGAAGUUUAUCUCUUGUGUCGAACACAUUGCAUACAUUUUACUUCUAUUUUCUUGAAAAUGAUUUGGCUGCAAAGGGUUUGGUUGUGGAACAAUUACUGAAAAUUACUGAUCAUCAGAGUUCACCACUACUGCUCCAAUUCAAAUUGACAGAAGAAGUACAGCUACGAAAAUUCCUUCCACCUCUCAUUCAAAAUUUCAGACCUUCAGUAUCGCAAGAAGUAAAGCUAGACGGUUUGGACUCCACUGCUACUUGUAAUCGCAUCUCUAGUUGGUUGAAAUGGGCAUCUGAUGUAAUCAGUUUAGAUGGGAAGAAGCUAUUCAAAGUAGUAGAAACAUCACGAAGUCUUCGAGCACUCCAAGAGCAUGAUUCUAGUUACAUUUCUGACUGGCCAGAAGUUGUUCAAAAGCUCAAUCUGCAAAUUGAUCUAAAUCUGUGGAACUACUUCUACUAUCCUUUGUUUAUGAACAGGGCCAAAGAAUUGCUGUCUCAGCGUUGGGAACUAACUUUUAAAUUAUUGCUCGAUAAAGUUGAUGUAAUUUUAAAAGAAGCGAAUAGUACUGAGAAGAAGGAACCAGAGCAAGACUUGAAGUGGUUUGUAUGGACAGAAUCUUCCUCCGAUUUGGAAUUCAAGUCAUCUGUGAAAAAUAAAGAAUCAAAUGGAUUGUUUUUAAAAUCUAAAGGAUUUUCUCCCCGAAUUGCUGUAUUAUGCAAUGCUCUGCAAACAUUAUUGUUGGGUCUGUUAGAAGAUCUUGCUAAUUUAGCUCCCGAUACAAGCUCCGUCCAAAGUAUUAAUAUUGAUGAGCUUAAAGCCCACCAGGAAACUUGUUGCUCUACACUAAUUCGCAAUCUUGUGAAAUGGAUUGAAUCCAAAGUGUCUAGUAUGGAUUCAUUAACUCAUGUAAUAAUUUUGGCUCGUUUUUGUGUUGCAUUACCUGUUCUUUGCCCUGCUUUACAAGAAUGUCUGUCUACAGAAGCAUGGUUAGAGGCUAACACAUUCUUACAAAAUGCUAAUAAAUCAGCGUGGAAUGUAUGGUUAAAAUUAAUAACACCCAAAUUAGAGGAGGAUUUGAAACGAGAUCUAGAAAUACCGAUUGAUGUCUCACAAUUUUUGCUAAACCAUCCAUCUUGGGAAGUUGUCAGAAUAGAAGAGGCAAAUGAACAAAAUGUUCUCAUAACAUCUGAAUUAAAUGUUCCUUGCUUGCCUAGUUUUCAAAUUCAGUCCGUAAUAAGCAAUAUUAGUAAUUUAAUUUCAACACUCUCCUUGAGUCCAUUUGUAAGGGAUGAGCUGAUCAAUUUUGUUGUUGAAAAAAGUCUACUAAUUUAUGAUGUGACUACAUCUGAUCCAAAAGCUCUUCAAAUCCACCAUUUGCAAUGUUUGUUUGAUGUAAAAUUUUUGUUGACGGCAGUCGUUCCGCCCGAUAGCAAGCAUGUCAUUAGUCUUUGUAAUGAAGCAAUUUCAAAAAUUGAACAGAAAAUGGACCCGUUUGAUCUUGAUGUCAUUAGUCCACACUUACACAAUAAUGUUAAAAAAUCAUUGUAUAGAAUUCAUUGUUUGUACGGUAUUCUUUCACCGGAGAAACACUUCUCAUUGAAGCCGCAAGAAAGUUCAAGCUUAAAGGCAGAGGAGCCUGUCGUUAUUCCUGUGAGAAAUAAUGGGCCAUGGUUUCCUUUACUUCCGAUCACGUCGCAAAGUAGCAAUAGGGCUUCCUCAUCUAUUCUAAAACCUAUCCCUGUGAAAAGUAGUCCUGCUUUAGAGGAACAACCUAGCAAAUCUAUUUCCUCCAGUAACUCAUUUUUUGGUGUCUCAGAUUGGUUCAAGUAAAAGGAAGUUAGUGAUAUAAAAAGUAAAUCUCUCCUGUGGGAAUAGAUUUUUGUUGGAAAGUAUCAAAAACCAACGAGUACCGAGGAAGUCUGCCAUAUAAACUGAGAAAAUGAAAUUGCAUUGACUUGAUAGGCUGACGUCAGUUGAAAAAUUAGUUGGAAUUUGGUGAUAAAUCCAGAGUAUAGAGUAUGAGGUUCAUAGCAUUCCAAUCAGGUAAUCGCAAAUUCUACCUCUGCUCAAGAGACAUGGUAUUUAAGUGCAGACAAUGAUAGCAAAUUAAGAUUUUCAAAGAUUGAGGUAGGUUGGUAUGCAGUGUGAAGGAAAGUUUGUGUGCUUCAAUUCAGAUUGAUAUGAUGAGGUAUGCGUAGGCCACGUUCUUUGAAAAAUUAGAAAAUCUGACCAUUGAAAGAGCAUUUUCCAAACAUCCUACUGAGGGCAAACUUUUUCUUCCUUAUUAAAGUACCUAUCCAGGAGCAGUUUUGCACAUGCUAGUUCAAAGAGUGAA